GGUGAGGCCCCGGCAUGGCGGAGCCGGCGGAGGAGACGCUGCUGUACGUGGAGCACCGCUACGUCUGCUCGGAGUGCAGCCAGCUCUACGGCUCCCUGGAGGAGGCGCUGCUGCACCAGCAGAGCCACCUGGGCCCGGAGCAGCACUAUGAGGUGGUGGGGCUGGCGGGCGAGGCCGAGGCCGGGCUGUACCAGGCGCUGGCCGUGCAGGAGAGCAGCCAGUACCAGUGCCUGGAGUGCGGGCAGCUGCUGCUCUCGCCCGGCGAGCUCCUCGAGCACCAGGAGCUGCACCUCAAGCGGCUGAGCCAGGAGCCGGAGGCGCCCGCCAAGCUGCCGGCCUCCAGCCAGAUCCACUAUGAGUGCGUGGAGUGCAAGGCGCUGUUCCUCAGCCAGGAGGUGUGGCUGGCUCACCGGCAGGCCCACCGCGCCCCCCCGGAGCCUCCCGCCCCCGAGGCGGCCCCCACCGGCCAGAGCCAGGCGCUGGUGGACCUGGAGCACUCGUACCGCAAGCCGGAGGAGGCGGCGGCGGCGGCAGCGGGGGCGGACGGCUGCGCUGUACAGCUGCUGCUCUACGAAUGCGGCGAGUGCUUGCAGCUCUUCCAGACGCCCAAGGACUUCCUGGAGCACCAGGCCACGCACCUGGGCGCUGCGCCCGCCGGGGAGCUGGCAGAGCCGCCCGCCUGCCCGGCAGAGCCCCCCCAACCGGCGCCGGCGGGCGUGCUGAACGGAGCUGCGCCCGCCCCCUCGGAGCCCAGCAUCACCGCCAGCGACCACAGCUACGAGCUGAAGAAUGGGCCUGAGGAGGCGGCGGCCGCGCCGCGCCGGCCCAAGCGGGGCGGCCAGGAGCCCUGGUGCGCCGAGUGCCAGCAGCCCUUCCCCUCGGCACACCAGCUCCAGCUGCACCUGCAGUGCCACCGGCAGGGCGCCUUCCAGUGCCCACUCUGCAGCAAGGUGCUGGCCACCCCGCUGGCCCUGCGGCAGCACCGGAGCGAGCACAGCGGCGAGUCGCGCUACCUGUGCAUGGACUGCGGCCUGGCCUUCGACACCGAGGCCGUGCUGCUGGCCCACCGGCGCGGCCACUCCCCCAACCCCCUGCACCGCUGCGCCUGCGGCAAGGCCUUCCUCAACAUGACCAAGUUCCUGUACCACCGCCGCUCCCACGGCCCCCUGCCGCCCCCCCCGCCGGAGCCGCCCCUGCCCGCCCCCCCAGAGCCCCCGCCCGCCCCGCCGGCGCCCAAGAAGCCGGACGACGUUGUGCCGCUGGCCAUCAUCUACUCGGUGGAGAACGCGGAGGCCAACGGGCCCAGCUUCCGCUGCCUGAUGUGCAGCAAGGUCUUCUCCAAGCACCUGCAGCUGGUGCGGCACCAGCGCUUCGUGCACAAGCUGGAGCGGCGCCACAAGUGCCAGACCUGCGGCAAGAUGUUCAAGAAGAAGUCGCACGUCCGCAACCACCUGCUGACCCACACGGGCGAGCGCCCCUUCCACUGCAAGGAGUGCGGCAAGAGCUUCAACUCCCAGGCCAACCUGCUGCGCCACCGGCUGACCCACACGGGCGAGCGCCCCUACCGCUGCGAGAUCUGCCAGAAGGCCUUCACCCAGUCCUCCACCCUGCAGCAGCACCUCUUCGUGCACAGCCGCCACUACCCCUACAAGUGCCAGGAGUGCGGCAUCAACUUCCACCGGCCCUACCGCCUGCUCAUGCACCGCUACCACCACACGGGCGAGUACCCCUACAAGUGCCAGGAGUGUGGGCGCUCCUUCCUGCUCCGGCGCCUGCUGGAUGUGCACCAGCUGAGCCACGCCGGGCGGGAGCCCCAGGUCUGCGCCGGCUGCGGCGCCGCCUUCGUCACGGCCCUGCAGCUCCGCGAGCACAAGUGCGGCAAGGUGAGCCGGCGCUUCGAGUGCCCCACCUGCGGGAAGAAGGUCAGCUCGGCUGCCCGGCUCCGUGCCCACGAGCUCCUCCACGAUGGGGGCGCCGUGGCCGCCCCAGAGGAGGAGGCCCCCGCCCCGCCGCCGCCGCCCCCCCCGCCCCGCCGCGCCGCCUGCCCCAAGAGCUUUGAAUGCGCUGAGUGCAAGAAGUUGUUCAGCACCGAGACCUCGCUGCAGGUUCACCGGCGCAUCCACACUGGGGAGCGGCCCUACCCCUGCCCGGACUGCGGCAAGGCCUUCCGGCAGUCCACCCACCUCAAGGACCACCGGCGCCUGCACACCGGCGAGAAGCCCUUCAAAUGCGAGGAGUGCGGCAAGGCCUUCACCAUCGCCGUGCGGCUGGCCGAGCACCGGCGCAUCCACACCGGCGAGCGCCCCUACCACUGCGCCGACUGCGGCAAGGCCUAUCGCUCCUUCUCCAACCUGUGGAAGCACCGCAAGCUGCACCAGCAGCAGCGCCUGCAGAACGAGCAGGAGGCCCUGGCCGAAGCCGCUGCCGCCGCUGCCAUGGCGGCCACCGCCGCCCCGGACUACGGCAACACCCUGACCAUCAUGGAGACGAUCGAGAUCUACCCCGCUGUGGCUGCCGAGCCCGAGGGCGUCCCGGGCAGCCGCCUGGAGAACGUUCAGCUGGGAGGGGUCUGAGCCGGGAGAAAGGGCCACGGCGUGGACAGAGCCUUCCC
Molecule: messenger RNA, 2611 nt
Organism: Terrapene triunguis (Three-toed box turtle)
Lineage: Eukaryota; Metazoa; Chordata; Testudines; Emydidae
Gene: ZNF574
Product: zinc finger protein 574
Exons: 1
Coding region: 15-2573 (852 amino acids)
Source: RefSeq, a predicted model, not a curated record